ACCACUUCAACAUGUCGCCGAAGUCAACCGUUCCAACGCAGAGUGACAUUACGCUUGUGCCUGAGAACCUUCUCAAGAAGAGAAAGUCUCAAGAGAAGGCUCGCGAGGAGCGCGCAAUCGCAACCCGGGAGAAGAGAGACAAGAACAAGAAGAAGCGCGAGGUCAUCUUCACAAGAGCCGAGAAGUAUGUCAAAGAAUACCGUGAUGCCGAGAGAGAGCGCAUAAGGCUGUCACGCGAGGCCAAGAAGAGCGAGAGUCUCUACGUGCCCGAAGAGCCAAAGCUUGCCUUUGUCGUGCGCAUCAAGGGUAUCAACAAGAUCGAUCCCAAGAAGCGCAAGACAUUGCAGCUUCUGCGGCUGCUCCAGAUCAACAAUGGCGUCUUCAUCAAGCUUACCAAGGCUACCAUGGAGAUGUUGAAGAUUGUUGAGCCGUUUGUUGCCUAUGGUUACCCGAACCAAAAGUCUGUCCGUGAGCUGAUCUACAAGCGUGGUUAUGGCAAGGUUGAUAAGCAACGGAUUCCUUUGACUGACAACGAGAUCAUCGAGGAGAAUCUUGGCAAAUACGGCAUGAUCUGUAUGGAAGAUCUGAUCCACGAGAUCUGCACGGUCGGCCCCAACUUCAAGGCGGCGUCCAACUUCCUGUGGCCGUUCAAGCUCAACAGCCCGACGGGCGGCUUCCGCAAGAGGAAGUUUAAGCACUACAUUGAGGGCGGUGACCUGGGCAACCGGGAAGAGAAGAUCAACGAGCUGAUCAGGCAGAUGAACUAGUGCAGUGAUUUGUGAUUUGUCUUUGUUCAAGGGUUGGCGCGCAAAAAGCUGGUCGGAUAUACCACGGGAUGGAGCAUUUACAUUGGCGUUUUGGGACACUUUGACGGAAAUGGACGGCACGGUCCCCUCUGAUGAGUCUAAGUAGUAGUUGAGUAGUGGGGUGCAAGGCAGCACAGCAUUUUGAAUGCAUAUGAUGAGGCAAUCUUGAUCUUGUGCCAUGCCUUGUUGGACAAGGGACGUGGUGAAUGGGGGCUUGAGGAUAGAGUUUAUGUAAGUAGUAGCAUGUGGUCUUGUGCUUUGUGGUGGUGGUGGUGGUGGUGGCUUUUUGUCUGGUCGCCCUGGU
This is a messenger RNA of Bipolaris maydis ATCC 48331, 1110 nucleotides long. RefSeq names its product 60S ribosomal protein uL30. Lineage: Eukaryota; Fungi; Ascomycota; Dothideomycetes; Pleosporales; Pleosporaceae. Gene Ontology annotation, molecular function: structural constituent of ribosome; RNA binding. Gene Ontology annotation, cellular component: cytosolic large ribosomal subunit. The record is from RefSeq and is a predicted model, not a curated record. Gene Ontology annotation, biological process: maturation of LSU-rRNA from tricistronic rRNA transcript (SSU-rRNA, 5.8S rRNA, LSU-rRNA).